Messenger RNA from Uranotaenia lowii, 5379 nucleotides. RefSeq names its product laminin subunit gamma-1 (gene LanB2). The record is from RefSeq and is a predicted model, not a curated record. The transcript is spliced from 11 exons. NCBI's taxonomy places the organism in Eukaryota, Metazoa, Arthropoda, Insecta, Diptera, Culicidae. The coding region runs from base 210 to 5078 and encodes 1622 amino acids.
UGUGAAAAGCACAUUUCGCUCCACCCAAUGUACAUCGAGAUCUGUUGCAAUGAUCUUCAAACAUUGAUGGUUAAAAAUUGUCUUACAUUAUUGCACAAACAUUGUUUUUUCACAGAAAUUAUUUUCCAUAACCAUGAAGUAGGACGAAACUAAUCAUCAUUUAGUAGUACCGAGAAAUAAAGUUGCGAAUACAAACGAAAACCAGCGAGAUGAUGCAGCUAAGAGUGAAUGUACCAAAGAUACUAGUACACUUUAUGCUAGCCUUGAACAUCCUAAAAUCAGAAGUAGCAUGGGCCAGUGAAAACACUCACUAUCAACCACCUCUGGAGUGUUAUGAUCCCUACGGCAGACCACAGCGUUGUGUUCCUGAGUUCGAAAAUGCUGCAUAUCAAGUAGAAAUUGAAGCUACCAACACAUGUGGAGAGGAUGGAGAUAUCAACUUUUGUGUUCAGACUAAUCGGAAAAGUUGUGACGACUGCAGGAGAGGCCAACAUGCGCCGCAUUUCUUGACAGAUCUGCAUGAUCCAUCUAACCCAACAUGGUGGCAAUCGGAAACUAUGUUUGAGGGCAUUCAAUAUCCCAACCAAGUUAAUCUUACUUUGAAGCUAGGUAAAUCUUUCGACAUAACGUACAUUCGACUGGUGUUCUACUCUCCGCGACCUGAAUCAUUUGCCAUCUACAAACGGGUUACUCCCAACGGUCCAUGGAUCCCGUAUCAGUAUUACAGUGCCACCUGUCGAGAUACCUAUGGGCUUCCGGAUUCCGUCUCAGUGAUGAAGGGUGAAGAUGAGUCCCGUGCCCUGUGUACCAGCGAAUACAGUGACAUCUCACCACUCCAUGAUGGCAAUAUUGCCUUUUCAUCUUUGGAAGGGCGUCCGAGUGCUUUUAAUUUUGACCACAGCUUAGAAUUGCAGCAAUGGGUUAGUGCCACUGACAUUCGUAUAACACUUGAUCGUUUGAACACAUUCGGUGAUGAAGUAUUUGGAGAUGCACAAGUAUUGAAAUCGUACUUCUAUGCUAUAACGGAUAUUGCUGUCGGUGCUAGAUGUAAAUGCAACGGUCACGCCAGCGAAUGCAUAACAAGCACUAAUCCGAGCGGACAACGAACUAGAGUGUGCCAAUGCCAACAUUUCACUGAUGGUCCAGAUUGUGAAAAGUGUCUACCAUUCUAUAACGAUGCUCCAUGGGGACGGGCAACGACCAAAAACGUUCAUGAGUGCAAACCAUGUAACUGUAACGGAUAUUCAACCAAAUGUUUCUUUGAUCGUCAAUUGUACAAUCUUACUGGCCAUGGAGGUCACUGUAUCGAUUGUGGUGCAAACCGUGAUGGACCAAAUUGUGAACGGUGUAAAGAAAAUUUCUUUAUGCGCGAGGACGGAUACUGUAUUAACUGUGGAUGUGAUCCUACUGGAUCUCGGUCACUUCAAUGUAAUGCUGAAGGAAAGUGUCAAUGUAAACCGGGUGUUACUGGCGAAAAAUGUGAUCGAUGUGAUAAUAAUUUCUAUAACUUUGGCCCACAUGGUUGUCAACCUUGUAACUGUGAUGUGAGAGGCUCAUUUGAUAACACACCAUCGUGUGAUCCAAUCAAUGGAAUUUGUUCGUGCAAAGAAAAUGUUGAAGGACGCCAUUGUCGAGAGUGUCGCCCGGGAUACUUUAAUUUGGAUCUGGAAAAUAACUUUGGUUGCACACCAUGCUUCUGUUACGGACAUACUAGUGAAUGCACAAGUGCUACAGGAUAUUCGAUAGUGUCUACCACUUCCAACUUCAACAAACAUAAAGAAAAGUGGGCUGCUGUUACUGCAUCAGGCCACUCAGUCGACGUUAAAUAUAACUCCAAAACUCAAAGCAUCGGAGUUAGUGCUCAGGGUUAUGAACCAGUUUACUUUACAGCACCAGAAAGAUUCCUCGGUGAUCAGCGGGCUUCAUAUAACAGGCUUUUGAAAUUCCGCCUGCAGCUUGCAGGCCAAACUCGUCCAGAUGUCAGUACCUAUGAUGUAAUACUCCAGGGUUCUAAUAGCAGCAUUUCGCUGCCAAUUUUCGCACAAAAUCAACCCAUGCCUGACGACGAGUACAAAGAGUUUGCCUUCAGACUUCAUGAACACCCCGAAUAUUCGUGGCAACCAUCAAUGUCUGCACGAGGUUUCAUGUCCAUUUUAAGCAAUCUUACAGCAAUCAAGAUUCGUGCUAUUUAUUCGGAUUACGGUGAAGCCUUUUUAGAUGACAUUGAACUUCAAACUGCUCAUCGCGGUGCUGCCGGGCGACCUGCAACUUGGAUAGAACAGUGCACAUGUCCAGAAGGAUAUCUUGGCCAGUUUUGUGAGUCGUGUGCUCCAGGAUACAGACACAAUCCAGCUCUCGGAGGACCAUUUAUGCCGUGUAUUCCUUGCGACUGCAACAAGCAUGCGGAAAUAUGUGAUUCAGAAACCGGAAGAUGUAUCUGUCAGCAUAACACUGCCGGCGAUACAUGUGACCAGUGUGCCAAGGGAUAUUAUGGUAAUGCGUUGGGAGGAACACCAUAUGAUUGUAAACGUUGUCCAUGUCCGAAUAAUGGAGCCUGUAUGCAAAUGGCCGAUGAUUCAGUUAUUUGUUUGGAAUGUCCAGUUGGAUAUUUUGGAUCAAGGUGCGAAUUGUGCUCCGAUGGGUAUUACGGCGAUCCAACCGGUGUUCAUGGAUCAAUCCGUAUGUGUCAACAAUGUGACUGUAACGGUAACGUUGAUCCAAAUGCUGUCGGUAAUUGCAAUCGAACAACCGGUGAAUGCUUGAAAUGUAUUCAUAAUACAGCUGGUCUGCACUGUGACCAAUGUUUACCAGGUCACUUCGGAGAUCCAUUCGCUUUGCCACAUGGAAACUGCGAGGAGUGUAGCUGUUACCCAAGAGGAACCGAACAAACUGAAAAGGGAAUUUCGAUUUGCGAUUCUAUCAAUGGAAAUUGUCAAUGUAAGCCCAAUGUCGUCGGUCGGAAUUGUAAUGAAUGUAAGCAUGGCUUUUGGAACAUCAUUUCCGGCAACGGAUGUGAAAGCUGUAACUGCGACCCGAUAGGCAGUUUUAACGCCUCUUGUGAUACAUACACGGGAGAAUGCUACUGUAAACCUGGCAUUGUUGGUAAAAAAUGUGACAAAUGUGCUGCAGCUCAUUACGGAUUCUCUCUGGAAGGAUGUAAGUCUUGCGAUUGCGAUCCUAGUGGCUCGAAGGGCUCUCAGUGCGACCAGUAUGGCCAGUGUCCUUGUAAUGACAAUGUUGAAGGUAAACAUUGCGAUCGCUGUAAGGAGAACAAAUAUGACCGCCAUCAGGGUUGUUUGGACUGUCCUGCGUGUUAUAAUUUGGUACAAGAAGCAGCCAAUGAACACCGUGCAAAGCUUGCAAAUUUAAACAAAAUCCUACAGGACAUUCAAUCAAAACCAAUCGUUAUUGAUGAUAACGAGUUUGUCUCUAAGCUGAGUGCCGUACAGGAUAAAAUUAAUAUUUUAGUUGAAGAUGCCAAAAGUGGUUCUGGUGGUGGUGAGAAAACCCUCAAUGAAAUGCUCCAAGAUUUGGAGAAACGUUUAGAAGCAGUCCGAGAAUUACUGAACAAAGCUGAUCAGUCACAAGAAACUACAGAUUAUAAAAUAAGCAAAGGAACACGCAAUGCCACAAUUGCCAGUUCGCAGAUUCAAGAGGCUCGUCGUGAAUUGGAAAGUGCAAAUGAUUUGCUUCAAACUGAUGGAAACGCCGCUCUUCACAAAGCGCGCGAAAGUUCUGGUCGUUUAGGAAAUCAAACGAAUCAAAUAAGUGGUAUUUCUAGAGACGCUCGUCAGUAUGCUGAUCAGUUUAAAAAAGAAGCAGAGGAUAAUAAGAAACAGGCUCAAGAAGCAUUAGAAAAAGCUACCAAAGCGCACAAUUUUGCCAAGAGUACAAUCAAUCUACAAGCCAAUAUAAGCGAAGGUUUUAGAGCAAAUAUAUCAAGCGAAAUUCAACAAGCAAAAGAAAAGUUGAGCACAGUGUCAAAACUCACCGAACAAGCCUUGUUGAAAGCGAAUGAGGUAUACGACGAAGCUCUAUCUUUGUUCGCCGCCGUCAACAGCGUUGAACCCCCUAGUAUAGAUAUUGACCACAUUAAGAAAGAGUCCAAUAAAUUCAACAAAGAGGCCGAUAAAAUAACCGCUGACCUGGAUAAAACCAUCGACGAUCAUUCGGCUUUGCUGACGGAUGUAAGCGAAAAUAUUGAGCUUGCCAACACAUUGCUUGAACGCGCUGAAUCUCAAAAAGACGAUGCUGUCAAAACCGUAGAGGACUUAGAAUAUGCCAAAGAGUUGGCUGAAAAGGCAGUUGCUGAAGGCGAUGGUACUCUGAAGAAAGCCAAUUUCACCUACCAUACUCUAUCUGGAUUUAAGAAUCAAGUAGAAGAAUCCAAACAAAAAUCAGCUGAUGCCUUGGAAUCGGAACCAAGUAUAAGAAGGCAAAUUGACAAUGCUAUCGAGCUGAUUAAAAACUCAGAAGCCGCCUUGCGGAGUGCUAAUCAAAAUGCUGUUGAAGCUCGUGGUAAUGCUCAAUCAGCACAAAAGAAAUAUGCAGAAGAAGCAUCCAAGCUGGCAGAUAACAUCAAAAAAAGAGCGAAUACCACCAAAAAUACGGCUCGCGACUUACGACAUGAAGCUGAUCAGUUGAAUGGAAGGUUGGCUAAAACUGAAAAUAGCCUUGCAGAACGAGAGGCAAGCAUUCGUAAAGAUUUCAAUCUCACAAAAGAAGCUAAGGAAAAGGUAGGACAAGCACAGCUAACCUCAAACGAAGCUAAAUCUCAAGUGGAAAAGGCAAUGAAGGAGGUCAAAGCAAUUAUCGACGAGUUGGCGGAUUUGAGAGACAUUGAUGUAAAGUCACUAAAUGCUUUAGAUGAACGUCUCACUGCUGCCGAAAAGGAAUUGGAAGAUGCCCAACUCACCAAUAAACUAUAUAUUUUGAACGAAUCGAAAAACAUUCAGACUCAAAAUAUAAAAAGUUAUCAACGAGAAUUGGCAGAGUUGGAGGCUGAAGUUGCAAAUAUCAAAAUGAUCGCUGAUUCGCUUCCACCUGACUGCUAUAAGCGAACACGAUUAGAACCAUGAAGAAAUAAUCUUCAAAAACAUGCCUCAAAUUCUGAUCGUUUGACUCAACCUGGAAUUUAUUAUCGAAACAACGAACAAAUAUGAAAGUCGUAUUGAAAACAAAAGAUUAUUUUUACCAGCCAGUCAAUGAGUUCAUUUCCUUAUGUGCCAAUUCAUCAAACUUACAAAAUUUAGCUAUAAUAUUUCUAGACAUUAUAUUAAAACUAAUAACUGGUGCUCUUUAACCCAGUUACUUAACGCAAUAUUUUAUUAUAUGCUCUUUUCGAAUGUGUUUGCCAAUAAAUCAAAGCUCGAGUAAGAA